This is a messenger RNA of Strigops habroptila (Kakapo), 5544 nucleotides long. It is a transcript of the gene PRMT2IP, whose product is annotated as chromosome 9 C15orf39 homolog. The coding region runs from base 160 to 4146 and encodes 1328 amino acids. Lineage: Eukaryota; Metazoa; Chordata; Aves; Psittaciformes; Psittacidae. The record is from RefSeq and is a predicted model, not a curated record. The transcript is spliced from 4 exons.
AACAAGUCCUUGUUGUCCUUGGCAGAGGCUGAUGAUGUGACAAGCAGGACUUUCUAUGGCUCCCCUCCUCUCCUUUAGCUUUCCAGUGUGAUGCUGAGCAUCACAACCAGAUGAGGAAAAGCUGCACGUGACAAGCAACAUGCUUUCUCCAGCGAGCACAUGGGCAAGGAAGGCCAGCUCAGCUCUCCCAUCUCACACCCUGCUCAUGACACCGGCAGCAACGUACAAAUGGCCUCAAAACGACACGUGGAGCCUCUGGACCCCGUGAUUUUCACCAAGCUACCUCGGCUGGAGCGAGACCCUGCCGCCAGCUUCCCCAGGGGCCUCUGCAAACCCAGCCCUGGCUCCGAAAACCGUUUCAACUACAAGGGCUCCUACUUUGCCUACGCGCUGCAGAGCCCCGAUGGCCCCGAGCCGCCCCGCGCACGCCGGAGCCCGGCACCUCCCUACCUGCACUAUGGCACCGGUGCCAGCAGCCAGCCCAUGCUGGCAGAGGGGCCGGGCGAGCGCUGCCCCCCGUACCCACCUGAGAGCCUGGGGCCCGGGCUGAAGCGCCCCCCCGGUGCUGAAAAGGGCAAGGACAGGCUGGUGUCAGAACUGGUGAUGACCAGGGAGAAGUGGGGUGGCCUGGGGCCGCACCACCCCUUCCCGGUGAAGAAGCCGGUGGCGGUGAACCCCCUGGCUGUCCCCAAGCCGGUGUACAGGGCUCCUGAGUACUUCAUGGACUCCCGGGUGGCUCUGCCGCUGCAGCAGAGACCAGGCAAUGCAGACUGGGCUCUGCCCACCGCCAGCCCUGCCAGCCACCCCUUCCACCCUGGGGAGCACAGGAGGGGUCCCCACGCCGACCCCAGCCUCCCGCAGCUGCACCCCAGCAUGGCGCUGCCCGCCAGGGAGAAGGUGGGCUCCCCUGUUGGCUUCUCCCCCUACUACACUGUCUUUGAGCAGUACAGGAGCCCCCCUGCCCACCCAUUCCUGGACACCAGCCCUCACAGCCAGAGGAAGGCGCCCGAGAUGUCCAGGCUCAGCCCGGACCCCUGGCACAAGCUCCGUCCACCCGCCACCAGCCCAGUGUACCAGGAGAGGCCACCGGAGUGUUACCUGCAGAGCCACUACCCGCUGCCCCUCCAUAAAGCUCCCCUCUUCUACCCCCCGUCGGCACCCCACAUGGAGGCACAGCCCAGCGGUGCCUACAGAGGCUUUGGCUUUGCGGGAAGCAGGGAGCCCUAUCCCGGCACUUACCUCAAGCCCCAAGCCCCAAGGAGCUACUUCCCCAACCCCUCGGAUACCUACAUGUCGAGGGCAGCCAGCGCCGGCGCGGUGGCAUCACCCCCUCCCAAGCCAGCGGCGCUGCCGCGGGAUGCGGAGCCACCAAGGCAAGCGGGAUACGUGCCGAGCUCCAGCUUUGCCUUCAGUCCUGGUGGCAUGGAUGUAUCCAGCACCUCCAGAGCCCGCAUGGAGCCGGGAUGUGAGCAGCAUCAGGCAGAGGGUUCCCGUCAGCCAGUGGUGGUGAGGCACAGCAGCGCUUUCCAACCCAUCUGCACCCAGGAGAAGGUGCCUGGGGGCUCCAGUGGGCUCACAGAGACAUUUCCCAAAGGGAAAGGCGGCGGUUCCAAUGGGAUCCCAGAGGCCUUUCCCAAAGGAGAAGCGGGCAGCUCCUGUGGGAUCACAAAGACCUUUCCCAAAGGAGAAGGGCGCUGGGUGAAUCAGGAUCCUCCUGAGCAGAAGCCCCCUAACCCUGAGAGAAGAGCCGGUUCGGCCCCCCGGAAGACCCCCAGUGAAGGACCACCGGCUCUCAUCGCCAUAGGGAAAGGAGAUACUUGCAAGGUCAAGGAUGCAGCCAAGGAGCUCAUCUCCCUUUCUCCACCUGCCUCCCCACCAGAGUUGCUGGAAGACCCAAGGGACAGCGAGGUUCCUCCUCCCUCCCCACCCAUGCCAGUGAUCAAGAAGGUCUUCAGCCUGGCAUCCUGUGGAGACUACCUAGAGGGGACCGAGGGCUCAGCCUCCUUCUGCAGGGAGCAUCUGUGGGGGGACACGCCACCCCUAAACAUGGGGGGCAGCCAGGAGCCCAUGGCGGCGGUGCCCACAGCGGCCAGCCAGGAGCUUGUCCAUAGUGGCGUGGAGCAGAGCCAAGAGGAAAGUGGUCACAGGAGUGUCCCUGAAGAGCCGGAGCCUGUGCCCCGAGACCCAGGGUCUGAAGAGGACAGCUCCAAUGAGGAGGAGAGCAAAGUGCUGGACCUCAGCUUGAAGAAGAGACUGGUGGAACCUGGAGAGACCCGCAGGGUGCUGGAUGGGCAAGGGGCGAAGGAGGAGAAAAAGGAUCCAGAGAGGACGGUGAGAGCGGGAGAGGAAACCAAGCCCCGGGGGCUGCCCUUGCUGGUCAAGGUGGCCUCCUUGGACAGGAACAGCUUCCAGAGCUCGGCCUCCUUCUUGUUCACAAAGUACAAGAUCCUGCGCUCCACCCCGGCUCCACCCAGCACCAUUCCCCCUCUAUUCAGCACCAUUCCCACUCCAGCCAGCACCAUUCCUGCUCCACCCAGCACCAUUCCCGCUCCAUCCAGCAUCAUUCCUGCUCUAUCCAGCACCAUUCCUGCUCCACUCAGCACCAUUCCCGCUCUAUCCAGCACCAUUCCUGCUCUAUCCAUCACCAUUCCAACGCAGCCAUCCCGCACCACUCCAUCUCCACCCAGCACCAUUUCUGCUCUAUCCAGCACCAUUCCUGCUCCACCCACCACCAUUUCUGCUCCAUCCAGCAUCAUUCCUGCUCUAUCCAACACCAUUCCUGCUCCAUCCAGCACCAUUCCACCACAGCCAUCCAGAAUCAUUCCUGCUCCAUCCAGCACCAUUCCUGCUCCACCCAGCACCAUUUCUUCUCUAUCCAGCACCAUUCCAACGCAGCCAUCCAGCACCAUUCUUUCUCCAUCCAGUACCAUCCCUGCUCUAUCCAGCACCAUUCCAACCCAGCCAUCCAGCACCAUUCUCUCUCCAUCCAGUACCAUCCCUGCUCUAUCCAGCACCAUUCCUGCUCCACCCAGCACCAUUCCUGCUCUAUCCAGGACCAUUCCUGCUCUAUCCAUCACCAUUCCAGCGCAGCCAUCCUGCACCACUCCAUCUCUAUCCAGCACCAUUCCUGCUCUAUCCAGCACCAUUCCUGCUCCAUCCAGCACCAUUCCCUCUCCACCCAGCACCAUUCCUGCUCUAUCCAGCACCAUUCCCUCUCCACCCAGCACCAUUCCCGCUCCAUCCAGCACCAUUCCCGCUCUAUCCAGCACCAUUCCCUCUCCACCCAGCACCAUUCCCGCUCCAUCCAGCACCAUUCCCGCUCCACCCAGCAGCCCCCCGCGCAGCCCAGCGCCGCCCCCAGCGCCCUGCAGCAGCACCCCCCCUGCCUCCCCGCAGCCGGGCCCCUUGGCGCCGCCGCCGCUGCCCGAGCCCCCCUGCGCGCUGCUGGGCGAGGAGCGGGUGUCGCUGCCCGGGCCCUGCGCGGGCCCGGCGCCGCACGCCUCGGCCGGGCAGUACUUCACCACCCUGCACACGUGGCUCUGCGACGUCCUCUCCUGCUCCGUGGCCAGGUCCUCCCCGGAGCUCCUGCGGGAGUGGCUGAAGAAGGUGGAGCCGGAGGAGGAGCACGGGGAAGCGGUGCCCAAAUCCCCCCUCAAAGCCAAGAACGGCUCCAGGGUCCCCGAACAUCACAAGGCCACCAAGGGCAAGGAGAUCUGGUUGGCUUUCCAGGACGUGGCUGCUCUCCUCGCCAACCUGCUGUCCCAGCUGGAGACCUUCAUGUUCGCUCGCAAGUGUCCUUUCCCACACGUGGUCCGGGCAGGGGCCGUCUUCAUCCCCAUCCACGUUGUGAAGGAGAAGCUCUUCCCCAAGCUCCCCGGGGUCUCCGUUGACCAAGUGCUGCAGGAGCACAAGGUGGAGCUGCGCCCCACCACGCUCUCGGAGGAGAGGCACUUGAGGGACCUGGAGCUGAAGAGCUGCACCUCGCGCAUGCUGAAGCUCCUGGCGCUCAAGCAGCUCCCUGAUAUCUACCCAGACCUGCUGAACCUUCACUGGCACAACUCCAUCAAGCAGCAGCUUGGUUCAAGCUCACAGGCUGGCAAGAACCCCUCCAAUCCUGGCAUGGAGGUUCUGAUGGCAAAGCGAUAGCCAUGGAUAGCACAGAGAAAAAGGAGGCACUAAGGAAGGUGUCAAAGGCAAGAGCUGAGCUGCCCGCGAUGCGGAUGCUGAGGAUGGGGACAGGUCCUUCUGGGAUGCUGGUGUGGGGAACAGGGAUGCUCCGGGAUGAUGAGCUGGCUGGUGUGGUACCCGCAGGGAUGCGCUUGAGCCCCUCACAGCAGCUGGAGCUGCGUUUCUUUUCAUGCAUCAUCUUGUAGAGCAUCUCCCACCUCCAUCCAUGACCAGCCAGGCUGCAGCCGGAGAACCAGGAGGGAAUGGCUGGAGUUCCAGUGGAGCAGCUGCAAGAGGAGCAUGGCCUGUCCUGUUUUAUACACCCCAUUCCCAAUAAACAAACCUUCCUCCUGGUUUUGAAUCUUUACAGUGGUCUGGAGACUUAACCCACCACAACGGGUCGAGGGAACCACAAUGUCUGUAGUUCCAGGACUGAUUUUCUUUUCUUCUUGUUUUAAAUGAAGACAUUUUUUAAACGUUACGAGUUUACCUUUAUAAGGAGCUGCUGCCUUCAGGUUACGUGGAGUUUAUAUAAAAAAUACAGUAAUUUAUACUUGUGGUUUAUUUAAACUCGUGGCUUCUGUUCGCUGCGCUGGACCAGUGGGAGCUUGUUGGGGCUGAGAGCUUCAGUCCCAAUCGGAGCUGAAAAGAGCUGCAAGGAAACCUUUAAAGGCUGUUAAAGAAACUCUACCCAGUGCACCACACACAUCCCAGCUGUCCCAAUGGAGAACGUGGGGCAUCUACCCUUGGGGACAAUCUUGAUGGAGAUGUGAUGAUGUCGGAGGGGUGGGAAGGGGAGUGAUGCAGCGAGACCUUGGGAAUAGAGAUGCUUUCAUCCCUCCUGGAUUGAUGGAAGGAUGAUGGGGAUCCCAGGAGGGAUCGUGGCAGCCUGAACCCCCCCUCGCCUGGUCUGCAGCAGCAGGACACAGCAGAGGCCUUACAAACUCAACACUCGGGUGUUCUUCCAGCUGAUUCAGGGCGCAGAGGAACAAAACAGGGAUUUAUUGUUCUUUUGUAUUUCACUACGGGAAAUAUUUAUUUUAAACUAAGAAAACAACUAAAAAUAAGAAAAAAACCAAGCCUGCCAGAGACUCUUUUUUCGCUGGCCUGUUCUGUGCUCUGUGUUUCUGGUUUUCCACUGGGAUGUACUGGCCAUGGAGGGGAUAGGGAAGGAGGGAGGCAGCUCUUCCUUGCCAUCCACACCUGUGCAUAGCAUUGUAAAGCAGUGUUUGUUAAUAAUACUGUAUUUUUUUGUACAUAUAUAUAUAUAUAUAAGGUUCCAGGGAAGAAAGUUCCUUCACUUUAUUUAAUAUUUUGUAAGAACAUGGAUUUUAGGAGGUGCCUUGCCUGAAUAAAAGGGUUUGGUUCGUUUUCAAA